Sus scrofa (pig) is the source of this 2718-nucleotide messenger RNA. Lineage: Eukaryota; Metazoa; Chordata; Mammalia; Artiodactyla; Suidae. The record is from RefSeq and is a predicted model, not a curated record.
CGGGGCCAAGGCCAGGGCCUGACCAAACCUGGAGACGGGUGGCUGAGGGGCUUCAUCUCAGCUGAGGAGCGAAGAGCCGUAGGUACCGGCGGAUCUCACAGCAGCUCGGGCCUUAUGCCAGGCUUAGAAACAUCUUGUGUACCGUACCCUCUUAGAGGACACAGUGUAGAGUAAUGGAAAAAAUUUGGCUUUGACUUGGGUGAGCACUAUUCUAAUCAUGAUUUUCUAUACUUGAAAGCUCUGUAACCUUUGACCAGUCUGUAAUCUUAGAUAAUCUAUGAAAUAGGAGUGAUAACCUCAGAGUUGUCAUGAUAAUUUUGAAAUAAGUAAAGUACCUAGUACAAUGCUGCACAAACUUACUAAUGUAAGUGCCAUCGCCCCUAGAUGGUUGUUGAUGCACCCGAUGACCAGAGAACCAGACACCCCAUGCUCUCAACCAGACUACCCUCUUCUAGGGUUUUUUGGGGAGUGGGGGUGGCGCACCUGUGGCAUAUGCAUAUUCUCAGACUAGGGGUGGAAUCAGAGCUGCAGCUGCCGGCCUACACCACAGCCACAGCGACUUGGGAUUCAAGCUAUACCACAGCUCACAGCAAUGCCGAAUCCUUAACCCACUGAGCAAGGCCAGGGAUUGAACCCACCUCCUCAUGGAUACUAGUCAGGUUUUUAGAACUUCAGCUAUAAAAAUGGGCAGGAUUUUCCUUGAUCACAUCGGUGGUACCCGUCUGUUUUCCUGUGCAAACUGCGAUACGAUCCUGACCAACCGCUCAGAGCUCAUCUCCACUCGGUUCACAGGCGCCACUGGCAGAGCAUUUCUUUUUAACAAGGUAGUUAACCUGCAGUACAGUGAAGUUCAAGACCGUGUCAUGCUCACUGGCCGCCACAUGGUUCGAGAUGUGAGCUGCAAAAACUGCAAUAGCAAACUGGGAUGGAUCUAUGAGUUUGCCACUGAAGACAGCCAGCGUUAUAAGGAAGGCCGUGUGAUCCUGGAACGAGCUCUAGUUCGAGAAAGUGAGGGCUUUGAGGAGCAUGUACCAUCUGAUAACUCUUGAAGAAAAAAAGAUAAAUACAUCUUUUCCCAGGUCUCCUUCACUGAAAACAAAAAUCUACUUACAUACACUGUCACCUUAGCAUCAGAGUCGGAUUCAUGAACUGCGGAACGAGGUUGUGAGAAUCUAUGAUGGAACCUUUCUUUCUUUCUUUCUUUUUUUUUUAAAUUUUCUAUUCUCCAUCCAACAGCAGUGUGUAGAGAGAUUAUUAUGCAGUUGCCGUUAAUUAUUUUUCCCCUAUGUUUACAUCUUGAGGCAGAAUAGUUUAUCUGCAGCGAUAUGGUGGGCUAUGUGAGGAAAAAAAUCUGGGCUAUUAGAAUGAAAAAGUGUUUUAUGUAAAUUUUGAAAGGAAAAUGUGUCAGGAGCAUGGUUUUUAAAUUUAUUUGGGCUUCAUUUUAAAACUUUUUUUUAAAAAAACCCAAUUAUUUCACUUGAUUUGCUAGCUUCAGAGAAGAGAUCCGAAUUUGUGACCAGCGCUAAAGGUUCAGUGUUAGUAUGGCUUGUGCUGGCCAUUGUGCCAUAUUCUUGUUGGAGAUGAACCGUAGCAUCAGAGCCCAUUCUUCCUUGUCAGUCUUGACCCAAAGAUGUCACCAUUCCUAGUUAUUUGUCACCACAUAAUUGGUGUUGAUUGGAAACUUUUCCUGAUAUGGGGCAGAACUGCUUGGUUGUCUUUUCCAUGUAACUUAAGCAUAGUAAUAUAAAUAAAGUAAUAGUUGGAUGUUUUUGGUCCUGUGUUGCUUUUAAAAUCACCUUUUAAAAGAGCAGAAUAUUUGAUUAGUUAUUUGCAUAGUAGUUUUUCUUUUCAUCUCUUAAGCUAAGUUGACUUUGUAUGAGAUACUACUUUGUUUAAAGCAUACUGUUUAAAUCCACAGUAUUGCAUUUAGAAACCAGUUAACAGAAUGUCAGUGUGCAUUCAUGCAGAAAGCAUUUCAUCUGCAUCUGUUUUAAAGGGAGGGAAAUGAAGCAGCCUAUCUAAAAAUACUGCUUUGCAAAGCAUUUCAGCCUAUCCUUCUCAGUUUUGCAUUGAUUUUGACAAGUCUGUAGAGCCUAUUACAUCAAAAGCACUAGAUCUCCUAGCGUUAUUUUCUCAGAUCUUCCCUCAGAAGUUCAGCUGUUGAAAUCAAAACUGUACUUGGUCCCUUCAAGUGGAAUGGGAUCAAAUUUGACUCAGGGGGUUAUUUUAACCCAAAAUUUACAACAUUGUGAAGUAUUAAAAUAUAAAUGUUUCUUUAUCCAAACUAUUUCUAGAUAUUCUAGUAUUUGUUUUUGGUGGAAUAAAUGGCAUUAAAAUUGGCUAACUACCUAAUGAAUGGAUGUUUGCUCAACUUCUAGGCCUUUGUCUAGAGAUGAAAUUUGCCUCAAAUUAAUUAGGAAAGUCUUUCUGUCAUUUAUAUUAGAAGUGACUUCUGAGUACAGUUAGGAUUAAGUUUCUCUUAUUUGCCUUUGAGCCCUUGGUUAGAGGCAUAGGUCUCUGAUUUGGUAGGUGUAUAAUAUUGCAUUUGAGAUACAUGGACACAAAUUCUUCUCUUUCAUUCACCGUGGACUAAAUCUUCAUUAAGAAACAACAUUGAUUUCCAUCCUGGCCUUUGAUUAUAUGCAGAUUCCUAGUAGCAUGCCUUACUUAUAGCACUAUGUGCAUUUGCUGUCACAAUAAAGUAUAUUUUGUCUUGCA